AUGAGAGUCAUCUCACCACCAACAUCCACCCCGGGCCAGCUGCCUGUCGACAUUCAGGCCCUGGUCAACCAGACCAUCAGCUCCCUCAAAGACCUUGUGCCUCCGACCGCCUCCAUUGUGAAGGACACGAUCAAGGAUGCCAUCUUCCAAGCCAUCGAUGCGAUCGAUGCGGAUAUGCGAGAGCUCAACCUGGCCAUACAUGAAAAUCCCGAGCUUGGAUUCAAAGAGUUUAAAGCCCACGAGAACUUGGUAGCGAGCUUGAACAAGCUAGACUUUGAUGUGACCAAUCCCUCCAGUCUCUCCACCGCAUUUGUCGCCUCCUACACUCACGGAGAGAACGGCCGGGUUUUCGGAUUCAACUCUGAAUUCGAUGCUCUACCCAACGUUGGCCAUGGCAAGUCAUAUGUGUCCUUGAUUGCCUGCGGACAUAACCUAAUCGCUGUGGUAGGCGUUGCCGCGGCUGUUGGGCUCAAAGCUGCCUUAAAAGCCUGCAACAUAGCAGGGACUGUCAAGCUUAUCGGCACGCCUGCGGAGGAGGGUGGCGGUGGAAAGGUCAUUCUCCUCAGGGAAGGUAUCUACGACGACCUCGACGCAUGUGCCAUGGCUCAUCCUGGAGGUGGAUCCGGGCCGCCCGAGUAUGAGGGAUCAUGUACAGUCGGCGGGCCGGGCACUUUGGCCAGGGCUGGGUUUGAGAUUGAGUUUUUCGGCAGGGGCGCUCAUGCCGGCGCCGCUCCCUGGAUGGGUAUCAAUGCUCUUGAUGCUGCCGUGCAAGGCUAUACCGCAGUGUCGAUGUUGCGGCAGCAGCUCGAGCCCACUAUGCGAGUCCACGGCAUCAUCCUAGGGUCGGAGCAGUGGGCGCAGAACAUUAUCCCUAGUUAUUCCAAGGUGUCAUACAGCACGAGAGCGUUGGACGUCAAGAGCUGUCUGGAGCUUCGAGACAAGGUCGUUGCGUGCUUCAAAGCAGCUGCCGAGGCUACUGGCUGUACAAUGGAAGUCAAAGCUGAAGAGGAUGAGGUAUACGCCGACUUGAGGAAUAACGAGCCAAUGGCCUACUCAUACCAAGCUUUCAUGGAAAAUGUUAUCGGACAAAAGAUCACCAUGGGUGGGAUGUCCACAGCAAGUACAGAUUUUGGCAACGUCUGCUACAAAGUCCCCGCCAUUCAUCCCGGUUUCGAGAUACCAUGUCCUCUUGGGUCUGGCAACCACACGGCAGGCUUCACCGAGUCGGCCGGCAAGCUCGAAGCCCACAAGCUGGCCAUGAAGGUGGCCAAGGGACUGGCAGCUGUCGGGGCCAAGUUCCUGGUGGACGAUUCGUUUGCAGACGAGACGAAAAAGGCCUUUGAAAGGUUCAAGAAGGGCAAGGGACGAAAGUGUGAAUGA
Cryptococcus wingfieldii CBS 7118 is the source of this 1380-nucleotide messenger RNA. RefSeq lists its product as hypothetical. Bases 1 to 1380 code for a protein of 459 amino acids. The transcript is spliced from 10 exons. Lineage: Eukaryota; Fungi; Basidiomycota; Tremellomycetes; Tremellales; Cryptococcaceae. The record is from RefSeq and is a predicted model, not a curated record. Gene Ontology annotation, molecular function: dipeptidase activity.